This is a messenger RNA of Gavialis gangeticus (Gharial), 2543 nucleotides long. It is a transcript of the gene CBLL1, whose product is annotated as Cbl proto-oncogene like 1. The coding region runs from base 542 to 2032 and encodes 496 amino acids. The transcript is spliced from 6 exons. Gene Ontology annotation, biological process: regulation of cell adhesion; protein ubiquitination. The record is from RefSeq and is a predicted model, not a curated record. Gene Ontology annotation, molecular function: ubiquitin protein ligase activity. NCBI's taxonomy places the organism in Eukaryota, Metazoa, Chordata, Crocodylia, Gavialidae.
CAUCAAGGUCAUCUUCUAUUUGAGUAAUACAGUUGUUCUGUUCCUGGCUUUGCAACUGGACUGCUAAAUGAUCUUCAGCCAUCACUUUGCCUUUACAAACCUGUUUCCUUUUAACCCUUGUGUAAUUUGUUCAGUUUGUAAGCAUGAGGCUUACAAUGGACUUGUUGCUAAUCUUAGCUAAGGUAUCUAGGCACUACUGUAUUAUUAAUAAUAAAACUUCUGUGAUCUUUUAAUCUGAUGGUUUGUCACUUAUAUCUGAAAUGGGCCAGAAGGGGUCACUGUUAAAUGAAAUAAAAGCAACAGUUCCAGCCUCUGCUGGCCAGUUCAAAUGAUGAUGAACCCAAAAUGUAUUGCAUAGCUGCAGGCAAAGGGUAUUGGGUUGUAGAGGCCUCUCUAAAAAGAGUUUGUUUUCACCUUAUAACUUAAACUAUGGUCAGGGCUUGUAGAUGAAAUGGGAAAACUAGGUAAGAGGUGUUAGGGCUCCUUCAUAUCAAGAUAAUCAAGAGUUUGGGAACUUUUUUUAUACAACUUGUCCACUGUGAUGAUUACAAUGAGCCAGCAUGACAAUGAUUUGCAAGGAACUAAUAGUUCUGGAUCAUUGGGUGGUCUUGAUGUUCGCAGACGAAUCCCUAUAAAGCUCAUCUCCAAGCAAACCAACAAAAUCAAACCUGCACCUCGAACUCCAAGAAAUAUGAACAGGAUGCCUUCAAAGACACAAGCUGGUGAUGAUGAAGAAUUUGAUUAUAAUGAAGAGGAACGAUAUGAAUGCAAAGGAAGUGAAAUGUUUGGGAAUCAGCGAAGAUUCCCUGGACCCAUCUUUUGGGACUUCAAGAUAAACUUGCUGGGAGAAAAGGAUGAUACCCCAGUCCAUUUUUGUGACAAGUGUGGAUUGCCUAUUAAAAUGUAUGGGCGCAUGAUACCUUGCAAGCAUGUUUUCUGCUAUGAUUGUGCUAUAUUACAUGAGAAGAAGGGAGACAAGAUGUGUCCAGGCUGUAACGAACCUGUGCAGCGAAUUGAGCAGUGUGUGCGAGGGUCUCUCUUCAUGUGUAGCAUUGUUCAAGGGUGCAAGAGAACAUAUUUAUCUCAGAGAGACUUACAAGCUCACAUCAACCACCGUCACAUGAGAGCUGGAAAACCUGUUACCCGCCCUCCACUUGAACCUGUCCAUCCUCCUAUUGCCCCACCUCCUGCUGAAAUUCCUGAGCGUUUCAUAAUGCCACCUGAUAAGCAUCAUUUGAGCCAUAUUCCGCCAAAGCAGCACAUCAUGAUGCCACCACCGCCUUUACAGCAUGUGCCACAUGAGCACUAUAACCAGCCUCAUGAGGACAUUCGUGCGCCCCCGGCAGAGAUGUCGAUGGCUCCACCACCUCCUCGCUCGGUCAGUCAGGAUACCUUCCGUAUCUCAACAAGAAAACACAGCAAUUUAAUAACUGUCCCUAUUCAGGAUGAUUCAAAUUCAGGUGCCCGAGAACCACCUCCACCAGCCCCAGCACCUGCUCAUCAUCAUCCUGAAUACCAGGGUCAGCCAGUGGUGUCCCACCCUCAUCAUAUAAUGCCUCCACAGCAACAUUAUGCACCGCCCCCGCCGCCACCACCACCAAUUAGCCAUCCAAUGCAGCAUCCUCCCCAGGCAGCAGGUACUCCUCACAUGGUUUAUAGCCAAGCUCCUCCACCGCCGAUGACCUCUGCUCCUCCACCAAUAACCCCUCCCCCUGGACACAUCAUUGCCCAGAUGCCACCAUAUAUGAAUCAUCCUCCUCCAGGACCUCCCCCUCCCCAGCAUGGUGGCCCACCUGUAAAUGUUAAUGCACCCCCUCCCCAUCACUAUAAUCCUAACUCUUUACCACAGUUCAGUGAAGAUCAAGGAACUCUUAGCCCUCCUUUUACACAGCCAGGGGGAAUGAGUCCAGGGAUCUGGCCAGCUCCAAGAGGGCCACCUCCACCUCCGAGAAUGCAAGGUCCACCUUCUCAAGCCCCUCUUCCUGGACCACACCACCCAGAUCAAGCCAGAUACAGACCCUAUUACCAAUGAUAUGAGCGGUAAAGUGAACUGAGUAUGCUAUGAGAAAAAACUAUACAGCAGCCUUUUAAUGAAUCUGACUGUUUGGACCUCUCGCUUUCUCUCCUCCUUCCCUCUCUCUGUCUCUCUCUGUCUCUCUCUCUUUUUUUAUUAAUAAUACCAUUGUUGUGACAGUAAGACACUCUGGGCACUUGAAUCUUAAAGGAUUUUUAAGCCUUGACCAUAGGACUUCAAAUACACUGUAGUUCUAAAAUAAGUGGCUUAAUAGACUGCAGCUAUGUUUUAACAGAACUUAUGUCCCUAAAGGGGCUAGACAUGCCCCAGAGAUGAUUGCUUGUAAUAUUAGUUCCUGAAAAAUUGAACAUCCGUUGUACCACUCUAAGUAUCACUUUUGUUAAAUCCAAUGUUUAGUUUUACUUGUGAUAACUUUUUGUUAACCUGUGUACAAUAAUUAAAUUUAAAUAUGGUUGUAAAAGUGCUGGGUUUUUUAUGUGAACUUGAGAGUAUAUACUAUUUCUGAAAC